This is a messenger RNA of Triplophysa dalaica, 3593 nucleotides long. RefSeq names its product 3-hydroxy-3-methylglutaryl-CoA reductase a (gene hmgcra). Gene Ontology annotation, cellular component: endoplasmic reticulum membrane; peroxisomal membrane. The coding region runs from base 258 to 2897 and encodes 879 amino acids. NCBI's taxonomy places the organism in Eukaryota, Metazoa, Chordata, Actinopteri, Cypriniformes, Nemacheilidae. The record is from RefSeq and is a predicted model, not a curated record. The transcript has 20 exons. Gene Ontology annotation, molecular function: protein binding; NADP binding; hydroxymethylglutaryl-CoA reductase (NADPH) activity. Gene Ontology annotation, biological process: sterol biosynthetic process; coenzyme A metabolic process; isoprenoid biosynthetic process.
AGUAUGGUCCGAUGGUCUGAUUUGCUCCUCGCUCAACUGACGUAAAGCCAUACCAUCGCCCCAUAAGGAUUACCGACUUCUGGCUGCUUAUUACUCGACCGGACUCUCAAACGGCGAGGAAGUGGAUUAACAAUAUCUGUAUUUUAUUACAACCGCACUUAUUAAAAUCUGGAUCUUAAAUUGUAUCACUGACAGUAUAUUUAGGCAAUUUUUUUGAACUUCUUGGAAAAGCACUGUGAGUCUAGCACAGCUUUGACAUGCUGACGAGACUUUUCCGAAUCCAUGGCCUGUUUGUGGCCUCCCAUGCCUGGGAAGUUAUUGUGGCUACUGUGACUGUCACAGUCUGCAUGAUGUCCAUGAAUAUGUUCACUGGAAAUAACCAGAUUUGUGGCUGGAACUUUGAUUGCCCCAGUUUGGAGGAGGAAAUCCUAAGCAGCGAUAUUAUUAUCCUGACAAUCACAAGAUGCAUAGCAAUUAUUUAUAUUUACUUUCAAUUUCAAAAUCUUCGACAAUUGGGUUCCAAAUAUAUAUUGGGAAUUGCAGGACUUUUCACAAUUUUCUCCAGUUUUGUGUUUAGCAUGGUUGUCAUUCACUUCCUGGACAAGGAGCUGACAGGCCUCAAUGAGGCAUUGCCAUUCUUUUUGCUGUUGAUUGAUCUCUCCAAAGCGUGUACUCUGGCCAAGUUUGCUCUGAGUUCGAACUCACAGGAUGAAGUAAGAGAGAAUAUUGCCAAAGGAAUGUCUGUCCUAGGGCCCACAUUCACUCUUGAUGCCAUCGUAGAGUGCCUUGUUAUUGGUGUGGGUACAAUGUCAGGUGUGCGACAGCUGGAGAUCAUGUGCUGCUUUGGUUGCUUGUCUGUCCUGGCUAAUUACUUUGUGUUCAUGACAUUUUUUCCGGCCUGUGUCUCUCUUGUGCUGGAGUUAUCCAGAGAGAGCAGAGAGGGUCGACCAAUCUGGCAACUUAGCCACUUUGCUAGAGUUCUAGAGGAGGAACAGGACAAGAAACCUAAUCCUGUCACACAAAGGGUUAAAAUGAUCAUGUCAUUUGGCCUGGUGAUGGUUCACGCCCAUAGCCGGUGGGUUGCUGAUCCUGCAUCCAGUAAUGAAACUCUUGAUAUUUCUCAAGUUGGAGUGAAUCUAAAUGACAAUAUGCCCAAAAAGAUUGACCCAGACAUGCCACUGUGGCAUUUUUAUCUGUCCAGAAUGAUCAGCAUGAACAUUGAGCAGAUGAUCACAUUGGGUCUCGCUCUGUUUCUGGCCGUGAAGUACAUUUUCUUUGAACAGGAGGAGACUGAGUCAAAACUGUCCCUCAAAGUUCCCACAUCAGGUUCUUUACUCACCCAGAAAUGGUCUCCUGACCAGUGCUGCAGAAAAGGGGUUUCCUGUUCUAGCAAACCUGCAGAACCACCGGUUGUUACUAAGGAGGAAAGAGAUUUAGUGAUUCGGCCCUUGACUGCCCCAAAGGAACAAGAACAAAAAAGUACUUUUAUAAUAGGAGAGAUGGAAGCUCCCGAAAACAUAGAUAUGUUGAAAACUGAGAUCAAUUUACCUGCUGAACCCAGAUCUGUGGAAGACUGUCUGUCCAUUAUGAAAAACCCAGAUAUGGGUGUUCAAUAUCUCAGUGAUGAUGAGGUGAUUGUGUUGGUAAACUCAAAGCACAUCCCAUCUUACAAACUAGAGGCCAUGAUGGAGACAUCCGUGAGAGGCGUGAUAAUCCGGAGAAAAAUGUUGACCCCCAAACUCCCUAAACCAUUAGCACUGUCCUGCUUGCCUUAUAAAGACUAUGACUUCACUAAGGUGAUGGGAACAUGUUGUGAGAAUGUUAUUGGUUAUAUGCCAAUUCCUGUGGGGGUAGCCGGCCCACUGUUCCUGGAUGGGAAGCAGUUUCAGGUCCCCAUGGCAACAACUGAGGGCUGCCUCAUUGCCAGUACAAAUAGAGGCUGCAGAGCCAUAGCCUUGGCUGGUGGCGCUAGUAGCCGUGUUCUUGCAGAUGCAAUGACCAGAGGCCCAGUCGUGCGUUUGCCUUCAGCCUGUCAGGCAGCUGAAGUCAAGGCCUGGAUGGAGAGUGCCGAGGGCUUUAAAUGCAUGAAGGAGGCCUUUGACCAGACCAGCAGAUUUGCCCGAUUAGAGAAGCUUCUGAUUGGUCUUGCAAGUCGCAACCUGUACAUUCGAUUUCAGUCCAGAACUGGAGAUGCAAUGGGGAUGAACAUGGUCUCAAAAGGCACAGAACAGGCCCUUUCCAGGCUUAAAGAGGAAUUCCCAGAGGUGCAUGUCCUUGCCCUUAGUGGAAACUAUUGUACUGACAAGAAACCUGCUGCCAUUAACUGGAUUGAAGGAAGGGGCAAGUCUGUGGUGUGUGAGACUAUCAUUCCAGCCAAAGUCGUCAAAGAGGUUUUAAAGACAACGACCAAUGCUUUGGUAGAUGUCAACAUCAACAAAAAUUUGAUUGGAUCAGCUAUGGCUGGAAGCAUCGGGGGUUUUAAUGCUCAUGCUGCCAACAUUGUAGCUGCCAUCUAUAUUGCUUGUGGACAGGACCUGGCUCAGACAGUAGGCAGCUCCAACUGCAUCACUAUAAUGGAAGCCUCAGGGUCCACAGGGGAGGAUCUAUAUAUCAGCUGUACUAUGCCCUCUAUUGAGCUUGGCACUGUUGGUGGGGGCACUAACCUACCUCCCCAGCAGGCCUGUUUGCAGAUGUUAGGUGUAAUGGGUGCCAGUCAGGAGUGCCCAGGUGAGAAUGCCCGUCAGCUUGCCAAGGUUGUGUGUGCCACCGUACUUGCAGGAGAGCUGUCACUUAUGUCUGCACUUGCAGCUGGACACCUGGUCAUAAGUCACAUGACUCACAAUAGAUCAAAAGUGAAUUUGCAAGAAGCUUCAGGACUGUGCCAACAGCCAUCCUGAUCAAGCAUCAGCUGCAAAAAUGCAGAGGCCGUAUAGACAGAGGCUCUUUCCUUCAUGGCACAAAAUAUGUUUUCAAGGACAUAAAAAUAAUACAGACUUACUCUCUUCUUGUGUCCACUUUCCCACAAAAGAAUUGCCUUUUUUAAUGUGUGUUUACAUGUUUUUAAUUUGAACAUAAAGGAUAAAACCACACUUUUCAAGGUUUAAAGCCAAAAACGUCAAUGGUGAAUAAUAUCUUAAUUAGAUUUCUGAUUCCAGAAAUCCAGCUUGAUUUGUUUUUGAAGCAAACCUAAUCUUAGAUCAGGGGUUUUAAAGUGUUGGGAGUGUCACAGGGGGGGGGUUAGAGCACACAAAUUUUUAAGUAAACAAAUUAUGGGUUGCAGGAACUAGUCAACAUUUAUGCUCUGGCACUACAUGUAAAGCUUGAUGUUUUUGUCACUGUACCUUUUAAGAAGACAGCUGACUUUUCCAAGGAUUCCCACCAGAACUUCUAUUCAUAAUAGAUGUUAUCUUAUCCUGUUAACAUCCGCAACAUUGACGCUUUGUUCUCACGCCGCAAAAGCACGCAGGUAAAGCCUGAUGUUUCAGUGCGCUAGCUUCUACACGCAGAUCUUUUAAUAUUAUAGGCUAUUUUUGUACUUGUUCCCCGUUUAAUAAAACAUGAAAGAAACAGAAUAAAUACAAAUGUUUCUCAUA